This is a messenger RNA of Daucus carota subsp. sativus, 567 nucleotides long. RefSeq lists its product as uncharacterized. Gene Ontology annotation, molecular function: nucleic acid binding; zinc ion binding. The transcript has a single exon. Lineage: Eukaryota; Viridiplantae; Streptophyta; Magnoliopsida; Apiales; Apiaceae. Bases 1 to 567 code for a protein of 188 amino acids. The record is from RefSeq and is a predicted model, not a curated record.
AUGAUCCUAGCUCAACAAUAUAGGGAGCGGAAUUUUCAGAAAUAUGGCGAGCUGAUAUCUCUCCUUCUUGUGGUUGAAAAGAAUAAUGAGUUGUUAUUGAAAAACCAUCAGAUACGUCCCACAGGCUCUGCCCAGUUACCUGAAGUACAUAACACGUCAUUCCAGAAGAAUGAACAUGGGAAAGGGCAUAGAGGAGGACGAGGUUAUGGACGAAACCGUGGACGUGGAAAUUUCCGUGGUCGGUUUCGCAAUCAUUAUAAUUCUGGCCACCUGAAGUGGCAACGUGAUGGUUACAACAAGUGCCAAUGUGAAGUGUCAAACAAAAGAAAGGCACCCCAAGAAGGAGAGAAACGAGACAUAUGUCAUAGGUGCGGAACUGAGGGACACUGGCAACGUACUUGUCGCACACCCAAACAUCUUGUUGAUCUCUACGAGUCAUUCAAUAGGAAUACUGGAAAGAGAGUGGAAACAAACUUUGCUAAUUAUAAUCUAGUUAAUGAAUCAGUCAAUAAGGCCUCAAAUGAAAUAGACACUGGUGCUAAUCUUUAUUAUGGUUUAGACGACUAG